AGUUAGGGCCCUGGAUAGCUGGAGAGGUUCGAGAAUAGCAUCGAUAGGUCGUCCAGUUGCCUGAGCCUCCUCCUGCUCCCGAGCCCGGUACCUGUCCCUCACAGCUUGUCCUCCCCUCCCGCGAUGGGUAUCGCAUCGAGCCCCGUCCGCCGCGGCGCGGUCGAUCGUGGAUGGGGUGUCCGUGGCCCGUGGAUGGGAUGCCGGGGUUAGUGCCCAGUGCCCGCGCCUAUGCUCACUACCCAGCUGAUUGUCAGCGCCCCUCCGAUCCCGAGCGCAAUAACGCGCCUGAUUCGCCCGGGUAUGCGCCCACUCCUGACGGUGGCGUGGCAGUCCAGCUCUGGAUCUCUGUCGCGGGACUCAAUGAGCGCAGUAUUGUCACCCACUACCCGCCUUACAUUUUCUAUGGACCUUACGUCCCGAUGGAUAAUACGCUCCGAUGGAUAAUACGCCCCCUCAGACUCGCCUCAGGCCCCAACUGGAUAUCCGCGUCCCAAGGUAUGGACUCAGCGUCCGGGCGUUAUGGACUCAGAGUAACAGCUGAUGCGCGUCCGAGAUGUAUGAAGUGUUCAGACCAGAAGGCCUUCCCAGAAUUUUCGUGGGAGCAGGCGCGAAGGUGCAGCGGGGCAACAGAUGCGAAGGAGCGAUAGAGGCAGGCUGAAUGGCGGUUUGGGCGGCGGCAGGAUGAGAUACUAGGCGGCAAGUCGGAUGCGAGGAGAGAGAUCAUCUUACCGACAGCGCAGAAUCAUAUUCUUGCCAACGCAGAAUCAUGUUCGCGCCAACAGAGCAGAUGGAGUGCUGGUACUGCGCACGCAGGAUCACGCGUCCCGCCACGAUCGAGAAGGAGUGGCUGUCAGGACUC
This is a messenger RNA of Schizophyllum commune H4-8, 859 nucleotides long. RefSeq lists its product as uncharacterized. The coding region runs from base 171 to 647 and encodes 158 amino acids. NCBI's taxonomy places the organism in Eukaryota, Fungi, Basidiomycota, Agaricomycetes, Agaricales, Schizophyllaceae. The transcript is spliced from 5 exons. The record is from RefSeq and is a predicted model, not a curated record.